AUGAGAGGCGACCAAGUUGUCACCCAACCUCUCGUGGACACCACUACUGAAUCCGUACUUUGCUGGAAUGGCGACGCCUGGAAAGUAGCAGGUGAACCCAUUCGAGGUAAUGAUACCCAACUGAUAUUUAAUCUACUACUACAAGCUGCGAAGCCGUCUUACAAUUCAGGAUCAUCCACUACCAUUGAUCGUGGAAAUGCUACUCAGAGAGUUGUGGAUGUUCUCAGUAGCAUUUCCGGGCCUUUUUCUUUUAUAUUCUAUGAUGCUGUCAAUGCAAAACUAUACUUCAGCAGGGAUUGUCUCGGAAGGCGGUCCCUGCUUCAAGGCCUUGAUGAAACCGGGUCUUUCAAGAUCUGCAGCCUUUGCGACGGGACGUCAUCCACUCACUUCGAUGAAGUUGGCACAACUGGUGUGCAUAUGAUUGAUUUCACACAUAGUGUCAUGCAGGAUUUGUCUACACCCGAAACCGGUGUUGCUUAUUUCAACCCCGAUAGCUUACAAACACUACCAUGGGAGAACAUAGAUUCUCCUGGUCAUCUGAGAAACCCCAUCCCUCCCAUGAACAGAUCUGUUCCGCAGGACGUCCCUCAGCUGACCGUUGAGUCGCCUUGCGUGAACGAGCUUGAGCAAAGACUUCGUACGUCUCUUGCACUCAGAAUUCAGAAUGUACGUGAUCCCCCGGGUUUCACCACAGAAAGCAACGCAAAGGUUGCUGUGCUGUUCUCCGGGGGACUCGACUGUACCAUACUCGCUCGACUGUCGCAUGAGCUUCUACCGGCCAACGAGUCAAUCGAUUUGCUCAAUGUCGCCUUCGAAAAUCCGCGUGUAGCAGCAGCAGCUAGCAAAGAAGCGAAACUAGGCUCGGUGUAUGAAAACUGCCCCGACCGCAUCACUGGCCGCGCAGCCUUCGCAGAGCUUCAAGCCAUUUGCCCCAACCGUAACUGGCGCUUUGUUGCAAUCGACAUACCUUACGUGGAGACGGUUGCACAUCGUGACACGGUGAAACGUCUGAUGAGGCCGCAUAAUACAGAAAUGGAUCUGUCCAUCGCAUGUGCACUCUACUUCGCCUCACGUGGACAAGGAUCUGCACUCGACAGCCACGGAGAUAACGCCGAGCCGCAACCAUACACAACCCCUGCUAGAGUGCUCCUAUCAGGCCUGGGAGCCGAUGAGCUGUUCGCAGGAUACGCACGGCAUGGAAUGGCAUACUCACGCAACGGGUUCGAGGGACUCAUUGACGAAAUCGACCUGGAUGUCAGUCGUCUCGGGAAGCGCAACCUAGGCCGCGACAACCGAGUGAUAGCACACUGGGGCCGCGAAGCACGGUUCCCUUACCUCGAUGAAGACUUCGUCUCAUGGGUCGUGCAAGCCCCUGUCUGGGAAAAGUGCGGCUUUGGCCUCCGAGAACCAGAAAGCGAUGAUCCUACAAAGUCCACGACCGGCAUCGACCCAGAGAAGCGCGCCCUUCGCAUAGUAGCCCUCAAACUAGGGAUGUCAAACGUGGCGCGAGAGAAGAAACGUGCCAUCCAAUUCGGCUCGCGGACAGCAAAGAUGGAAAAAGGUAGAGUAAAGGGCACCGACGCCCUCAACUAA
This is a messenger RNA of Aspergillus bombycis, 1593 nucleotides long. Its product is annotated as asparagine synthase family protein. Gene Ontology annotation, molecular function: asparagine synthase (glutamine-hydrolyzing) activity. Lineage: Eukaryota; Fungi; Ascomycota; Eurotiomycetes; Eurotiales; Aspergillaceae. The record is from RefSeq and is a predicted model, not a curated record. The coding region runs from base 1 to 1593 and encodes 530 amino acids. The transcript has 2 exons.